UGCAUUUCAUUUUAUUUUUUCUCUCUCUCAAUAUCCCUUCUUGCAACAAGUCAGCCAUGUUGAGCAUGACCACGAUCGCGCGCGUCAUUGACGGUCUCCCUUUGGCCGCGUCGACAGAAGACGACCAAACCGGACGAGACCUGCAGGAGUACAAGACGCAAGCCAAGCAGCUAUUCAAGCGUCUGUCUGACGCGUCGCCCACUCGUUGCUCCAUCGAGUCGGGAUCGUUCGUCUUCCACUACAUUAUUGAAGAUGGCGUCUGCUUGCUGACGCUGUGCGAGCCAUCGUACCCGAAAAAGCUCGCGUUCGCCUUCUUGGAAGACAUGAGCCGAGAAUUCCAGCAAGAAUACCGAAACGAAAUUCACACCGCCUCGCGUCCGUAUGCCUUUAUCUCGUUUGACACCACCAUUCAGCGCCUUCGAAAGCAAUACUCGGAUACCCGCGCGGCUCGCAACGUGUCAAAGUUGAACGACGACUUGAUGGACGUGCAGCGCAUCAUGAUCAAGAACAUUGACGAGGUCAUUGGCCGAGGACAAAAGCUGGAUCAAAUUAGUCAAGUUGCCGGACACUUGUCUUCAGAAUCCAAAAAGUACGUCAAGGACGCCAAGUGGCUCAACAUUCUCGCCAUGUUCCAAAAAUACAUUCCGAUCAUUGGUGUCGUGGUGAUUGUGCUGUUGGUGUUGUACUUGCGUUACGUUUGGUUCCACUGAGACACUCCGGAUGGUCUACAAUGUUGAUGGUGUUUUUGAUACUUUGUUCUUGUUCGCUUUGUUGGUUUUUGUGAGUCAAACGUGGUAAUUGUCUUUGAUACGAAUAUGAAUUUUAAUCAGACAAACAAAAGCGGUA
Molecule: messenger RNA, 846 nt
Organism: Capsaspora owczarzaki ATCC 30864
Lineage: Eukaryota; Filasterea; Ministeriida; Capsasporidae
Exons: 5
Coding region: 57-710 (217 amino acids)
Biological process (GO): retrograde vesicle-mediated transport, Golgi to endoplasmic reticulum; vesicle fusion with Golgi apparatus; endoplasmic reticulum to Golgi vesicle-mediated transport
Cellular component (GO): Golgi membrane; endoplasmic reticulum membrane; SNARE complex
Molecular function (GO): SNAP receptor activity
Source: RefSeq, a predicted model, not a curated record